AUGCUCACUCUCGCAUCGUGGACGGCCAGCAUUGCGCUGGUAUGCAGCGCUGCAAGCGCUUCGCCAGUGGCAAGGCAGGAUGAUAGAUUUACAUACUUUCCUCUGAAGACUCCCCUGGCGCUGCCUUGUGAUCUUACCACCGGACAGGAUGGAAACAUCUAUGCCGAUACAUUCACUUCGAACAAGAUCGUGCAAAUAGAUCGUCCUAGUGGAGAGUUGACCGAGUAUGACAUCCCAUACACCAUUCCAGUCCUCGGUCUCGAUGUCCUUCCAAGUGAUGCGCUAGGCAGAGUUGCUUUGUCUUGUGUUGUCCAGCCUGGAAAGAAUGGAAAAAUCUACGCUGCUGCUGGUGUCAGGAAUGAGUUUGUCAUAUUUGAUCCCUUCACCAAGGACAUGACCGUCCUGGAGACUGGUAACCCACUUGGCAAUUUGGAGCCAUUUAACGAUGCUUGGCCAGGCGAGACAGGAAUGUGGUUCACUCAGACCACCGCCAACGUCAUCAACCUCAUCGACUACAACACGAAUGAGAUCAAGAACUACACCGUGCCGACYCCCCUUGCUGGUCCGCUCGGUAUCAUCGUCGGAUCCGACGGCGGUAUCUGGUUCUGUGAAUUCUUCGCGAACAAGAUCGGUCGUCUCAAUGCCACCGAUGGCACAUUCAAAGAAUACCCACUCCCUCUCGACCUCUUCACUCCCGCCGUAAUGCGUGCCGAGACCGAGGGCCGCUACCUCUGGUUCACAUCUCUCGCCGCCAACGCCAUCGGACGUAUCGACAUGUGCACUGGUGAAACCAAGACCUUUACCGACCCUAGAGUUGGCGCCAUUCCGAUUGAGGAUACAGUCGACAGCCAAGGCAAUAYCUGGUACUCCACCUUGACUCGUAACUCGCUCAACUACCUCACUCCAUCGACCGGUAAAGUCACCAGUAUCAAGCAGCCAGGCACUGGUGUUGAUCUCGUUACGGAAUUGCUCCCGAGCUUGCCACCUGUUUCCAACAUUGCGAUGCAUUACGAGAAGUCGGAUAACAGCAUGUGGUUUACUGAGCAGUUGACCAACCGAGUCGGCCGCUACCAAAUCUGA
Ramularia collo-cygni is the source of this 1080-nucleotide messenger RNA. RefSeq lists its product as uncharacterized. Lineage: Eukaryota; Fungi; Ascomycota; Dothideomycetes; Mycosphaerellales; Mycosphaerellaceae. The transcript has 6 exons. The record is from RefSeq and is a predicted model, not a curated record. The coding region runs from base 1 to 1080 and encodes 359 amino acids. Gene Ontology annotation, molecular function: protein binding.